AUGAUCAGUGAGAAUGAUUUGUGAAAUGGUCUGAUCUUUGCUCGGAUUUUCUAGUAAAAAUCUCUGUCUUGCAAGAGUGGAUACAUCCUAAUGUCAGGUGAUGAUGGGUUCACGUUCGUAAAAUAUAAACAUCCCAGAAAAAAUAAACACAAGUCACUUGGAUUCUUUGAAGAAUUUUCUUGUUCCAAAUCACAAACCUCUGUCAAACAACUGGAUGUUCUCAUCAACUGUAUUUGUCAAUGCAAAGUUGAAUUAAAAAGCAGUACAUUUUACAAAGAAUUGCUUGGGUCAUUAUCACAAAUACUUUCUCCUGAUAAAGCAGCAAAUUCUGGAGAGGUGUCACUGAAUUUUCAGGAUUGUGUGUCAUAUGGAAUUGGAAGGAUAUCUGAAUGUCCCAUAGCCAGAUAUCAGUUUGCUUUAUUGGUCCUGCUGUGGCAGCAUUUCAGGCCUGCUGGAAAAUGCUAUAUUUAUGAUCCAGUUUUUGGAAAUCUUGAUCAACAAAUUAUCAAACAUUUUGAACUGGAAUUAAUUCCAAGAAAUGAAGAAGCGAAGCGAUGUGUUGCUCAGAAAACUUUGUUUUUUGUACCUCACUGUGGAAAACCCAUUUACAAUAAUAUACUGUGGGCAAAUUGGGGAGUUGGCUUAGAAAAUGUCAUUAUUUUUGGAAAUAGUUUUGCAAGCUAUCAAGAGCGUUUACCAUUGCGUCAAUUGAAGUCAGAAGCAAGCUACAUUGCCGAGAUUCUUUCAAUGACACAUGAAGUGAAGUUGCAGAUUUUUACGAAUCAUGAUGAUAUUUUUAAUGACACGUCAUUGCAUUACUGGGUGGCUGAUGAGCUUCAUAAAAAAUCAUCAUCAUUUUGGAGUAACUAUGAAGAACCAGUUUAUCAAGAAAGUUCAGAAAUUAUCUUAGAUAAAUAUUAGGUGAUGUACAUAUUAGUUGAGGGUACCUAUAGGACCAUACAAAUUCAGGACCAUUAGUUCAGCUCAUGUAGAAUGCUCAAUCUUUUUGAAGAAAAUGUUUUUCAACUUAUUUCCCCUCAUAAAAUGGUCAUGGUCAAAAUGUAAAGAAUAAGCUGUUAGAAGAUGUUUAUAUGUUCACCCCUGAUUUUUUAGACCAUAUUCACAACAUUCACUAUCCAAAUUUAUAACUUGGCAAUCAGGCCACACAGGGGACAGUUAUAAUAGACACAUACGAAAAACCCUCCAAU
This is a messenger RNA of Dendronephthya gigantea, 1208 nucleotides long. RefSeq names its product SRR1-like protein. The record is from RefSeq and is a predicted model, not a curated record. Gene Ontology annotation, cellular component: cytoplasm; nucleus. Gene Ontology annotation, biological process: microtubule-based process. NCBI's taxonomy places the organism in Eukaryota, Metazoa, Cnidaria, Anthozoa, Malacalcyonacea, Nephtheidae. The transcript has a single exon. The coding region runs from base 91 to 921 and encodes 276 amino acids.